AUGAGCGCCAAGUUGUGGAUGUCUUCGGGCUCUUCGCUCAUGUCUUCAUCGAUGGCUGAGUCGCCCAUCCAUUCAAUCGCGCAAUACAUCGAAGACUACAUGGAUUUGGUGGACAACGUGCCCAACGAUAUCGCCCGACAGAUGACUCAACUGCACGAACAUAACCACCGAUACCAUCAACUGCUGGAACUGCUGAAGAGCCAACUGGACCUCCUGUCCAACCCGUCGACCAAUGAGUUACGCAAACGAAACGCUUUACUCAAAGUGCAGAGAAGUCUGAUUGAGAUCCAGGAGAUCGCCGACGAGAAGCUGCUUCUCAUUCAAUCCAUUUUGGAUCAGUUGGACUCAAAGGCCCGACAAUUGGACUUUGAUUACCGUUCCGUCACUUUAUUCAACUCGUCGUCCAAUCAGACCAACAACUCGAGGGUUCAGUUGCAGAGCACGUCCUCUUUGGUGACCUCCGGAUACUCGUCGACACAGCGGACGGAGAGCACAACGAGUGGCGGAACCGUUGCCAACACGACGGCUGCCGUUCAGAACACAUGCCAGGAGUCGACUGCCAAAGAGGUGCCGAACGGCAACUCAAACGGACUCUCGAACGACAACUCGAACUCUUCGGGGAAGAGGGCGUCCGCCAGACGUAACACCACUUCGCGCUCUAAUCACGACAACAAUGGCGACAAUCCCUCGAAACGGGCCGUCAAGAGAGGGAUGAAGUCAUCGCACAAAGAGAUGAAGAGAAGCAAGAACUCGAUCACUAACUCCAACAGCAGUAACAACAGUCUGCUAAUGGGGGUGAACUCGCCGCCCAACCUGUACGAGGGGGCGCCCAUAGACCCGGAUGAGCCCACGUACUGCCUCUGCGAACAGGUCUCCUUCGGCGAAAUGAUUUGUUGCGAUAACACUGACUGUAAGAUUGAAUGGUUUCACUUCUCCUGUGUCUCACUCAACACCAAACCCAAAGGCAAGUGGUUUUGCCCCCACUGUAGGGGCGACCGCUCCAACAUCCAGAAGAAGUAG
Molecule: messenger RNA, 1020 nt
Organism: Oppiella nova
Lineage: Eukaryota; Metazoa; Arthropoda; Arachnida; Sarcoptiformes; Oppiidae
Source: the annotation of a GenBank genome assembly